UUUUUGCAAAAAUCUAAGUGCACUGUGAAUGUUAAGCGUCACCUGGUUUGAGUGUAUAAUUUAAUCAAAUUAAUCAAAUACGAACCUUUAGAGGCUUUUGUACCAUCCCUGAUAUGUAGCCCCCUCGAACACCUUUCAAGUAAUGUACUUCAAAAGCCAGUGCAAGUAAGUACUGCGUUUUGACUUCGUCGGCGUCUUGGGCCCCAGGUGUUGCGGCUGAUGGUGUGUGUCACGACCAUGGUGGAUCUGGCGUCACGACGCCUCGAGCGGUUGACGUCGGUCCUGUUUUAGCUCAAGCUUGGCGACGUCGGUGCGAGCGUCUCCAGUAGUUCGCGCCGACUGUGGCGGAGUGCGGUGCAGGUAGACAUCUCAUGGGAAACGUUGCCUCGGAAUACCAUCAGCGUCCGAAAGUCGGCUCAAAAUGAAAGUUGCAACAGAUCUUCCCUUACAUGAUAAAUUUCCCCCACGAUUUCGAGACGAAGGUUCACAAUGCGUUUCAGUUGCUGAAAACGGAACUGCGGUUCUUUCAGCCGAAUUAUAUGAAAUAGGCAACGAUAUUAAAAUUAUAUGGUCUAAAGAUGGAGCUCCUAUAGCACCUGAACCACGCCGAAGGCUCAAAAUUACCGCAAACAUAGUCCAGCUCACGUUAGACGACGUCCAAAAAAGUGAUGCUGGCAUGUACACUGUCACGGCCAAGUCGCCUUCUGGGACGGCUUCCAGAGACCUAGAAUUGAGGGUAAACAGUGGCAAAACUACAGACGAUAAUGAUGAACCUCCGGCUUUCCUUCGACGACUCAACGACCUCUCCGUUAAAGUUGGCACAAGAACUAGGUUUCUUGUCGAAAUAAGAAGCUGUUCCGAACUGACGAUCGAAUGGUUCCACAACGAAGAAAAAGUGGAGGAAGGAGAACGAUUAAGAUUCGUCAACGAAAGUGGUUUUCACUGCAUCGACGUCGCCCCGGUUACAGCUGACGAUGCCGGAAGAUGGACCUGUACGGCUCGAAACGGGUCCGGGCAAGCAACGAGCACCUGCCAUCUCAACGUACUCGUACCGAAAACUUACAAACCUCCUGAGUUCCUGGAAGAACUGCGCGCUCUUCUAACCGAACAAGGAACCGUGUCGCUGGAGUGUAAGGUGGUAGGAGUGCCAACUCCUUUACUUCGCUGGUUCAAGGAUGGAAAAGAGAUCAAAGCUGGAGACGUUUUCGCCCUCACUGCAAAUCCUGACGACCCAACUUCGCUUGGAACGUACGUCUGUGAGGCUGUCAAUUGCAUGGGCAAGGCUGUGUCCAGUUCCAAAGUCCAUGUGGUUGGAACGGGAAGUAGGGAAGGGUCCCUUAAACCAGCCGAUAGUUCUAUUCCAUCUGGUCCUCCACCGAUAUUCACACGAGACUUGCAAAACGAAUCAAUCAAAAUUGGUGAUCCUUUAUUGUUAUCCUGUCAAGUGUCUGUACCUCCCUGGCCCAAAUCCGUGGCAUGGUAUAACUCCGAAGGCCGAAUCAACGACGAAAUCUCAGGUAGUAGGUACCGACAGAUGGCAGAUGGACUCGGAGGAUACAUGCUUGAAGUCAAACCCACAGAAGCGGCAGAUCAAGGCGAAUGGAAAUGUGUAGCAACCUGCCUGGAUGGUGCCAUUUCCAUUUCCACCUGUGACGUUAAAAUGACUAUACCGAAACAUUUUCGAAAACCUCGAUUUAUGGAUACUCUUAAGGCAGUAUUAACCGAAGAAGGCCUAGUUUCCUUCGAAUGUAAAGUAGUAGGUUCCCCCACCCCCGUAUUACAGUGGUUCAAAGACGGCCAAGAGUUAAAACCGGGAGAUGUCUACCAACUAACAGGAACAAACUCGUUAGGUUCCUAUUGUUGCAUUGCCAAAAACUGCAUGGGCGAAGCGCGAAGCUCGGCUGAGCUAACAGUGGAAGACAUUGAAAGUCAGCUUAAUGACGAGGAGCGAAAUCAAUUAAUUUUAAGAAGCCAAGCACCCAAAUUCAUUCAUGGCUUGAAAAGUGCCGAAGCGAGAGUCAAUGAACCGUUCAGGUUCACAGUCCAAAUCAGUGUAACAACCCCUCUACCAACUUUAUCGUGGUACCGGGACGACCAACCCCUUGACAACGAACCCGAGCGUUACGUUGCCUUGAAGGAGAAUCUAGGAGUUGGCCAUUUGGAUAUAACACGAGUGGAAUUUAUGGACCAAGCCGAGUGGAAAUGUGUGGCAACGAACGAAUUUGGCCACUCGGUCACCUCCUGUUUCCUCAAACUUAUUAUUCCCAAACAUUUCAAAAAGCCCAAAUUUUUGGAAUGCCUACGAGCGGUUUUAUCCGAAGAAGGGGCCGUUAAUUUAGAGUGUAAGGUAAUCGGAGUCCCUCCACCAGUACUCAAGUGGUACAAAGACGGAGUUGAGCUGAAGCCGGGUGACAUUCAUCGAAUCACUUCCGGAGAAGAUGGUACUUGUUGUCUUGGUACUUACACGUGUGAGGCGAGAAACUGCAUGGGUACGGUGGCCAGUUCGGCAUCGCUUCUUGGUUUCGAAGACCAGAAGACUAGAGCUCAGCAAAGAAUGGAACUGGCAAGACAGCCCUCACUGUCGACAAUUCAUGAAGAAAGGACUUCGCAAAUUUACGACACGGCUGGUGACCAGUCCCUUACUAUAGACGAUAAAGGAGAAGUUUCCUUCUCGUUUGAUGGAAAGGAAGUUUCCGUAUCAUUGUACGAAACUCCAGACUUGACCGAAGAAGAGGCAAUACAAAUUGUCGAGAUGUAUGCUGACCAAUUAUCGGAACAUGUUUCUGAACAUAAUAUUGUGGAACUACCUCCGUUGAGAUUUGUCAAGGAAACUUCAACUUCCGGUAAUCUCCUAAUGGAAGCGGUGGUUGUGGACGUUUCUGAAAACUUCUUCACUCCUGAGGAGCAAGAUUUACGCACGGAAGCUGACGUUGAAGAAAUAUACUCAAUAACGGACGAAACUGGGCAAUUGGUGUCGUCUGUUACAUCAGAGAAGCUCAAAAUUGACGUAUCAACUUCAAGUGGUGACGCUCCUAAAAGACCUCCUAGGAAAUCGGAUUCACAGAAGAGCAACUCCUAUUACAGUUUAACCAAAAAUCUGUCACUGGAAUCGGGAGCCGGUGAGGAAAGCUUGGCGGUGGUUGCCGAUCUAGACACGGAGUCUUACGGUGAGUACGAGAGCGCUAUUAGUUCAGAGAAAUUGCCGGAACAAGAGCGGGCCUUCCAAGUGGCUGCGAUUACCGAAACUACAAGUCUUCCUGGAGAUGAUAUCGACUCCAGAAGGCCGCUAACUCCACGUACCACGCAUGAAAUCGGGUCAGAUUUGAGAGUCAACAGAAGCGAAAGUCAAGAAUUAAACAGGAGUGCACGAAGGCGGUCAUCUCAGAGUUCGGACGAAAUGUCCAAAGACGGAUUAAUGAAAAGACCGCCAAAGAAGACCAAGAGUUUGGAUAUUCCCGACGAUUAUCAAAGAGACAUUCAGGGGGAAGAAGGCGACGGUUUGGUCAUCGAUCCUGAAGUAAAUGCCGCCAAACAACUCGCACUUAAAAAGGAAGAGUUGCAAACAAUCGACGAAUUAAAACUAUGCAUUUCGGAAAUACAGCAAGGCUUACUUUCGGUCGAGGAAGAGUUAUUUGUGCAAACCACUCUAAAAUCGACAUCAGCUACCGCUAAACAAAGUUUGGAAACUUUAAGCAGCAUCUUGCAACCGUUCAGAGACAUUCAGACAGUUUUGCUAACAAUAGUCCAAGAAGAACGCAAGCCGGACAUAUCAGCUGUCGAGCUAAUCGCUCCACCGAUUUUUGAACUGCAAAAAAGCUUGUCGGUUGUGGAGAAAUGUAUCGAAAUGAGGGGCAAAGAACACACUCUAAUUCAAAAAACUUGUGCCAACAUCCUGGACACAACCGGACUACAACUACAGAAGAGUCUGCAAUUGAUUGAAUCCAUCACUCUUUUGGAGAAAGAACUAGACACUACUAAAAUUUCCGGUCGAAUGACUCCCUCGAAAAUUAUCCAAGAAGUGUGUAUUACCAUUAGAGAAAUACAAACAGGGCUACAAAACGCCGACGAAAUUUUGCAAACCAAACACAGCGAAAGUUCGCAGAAAUCUUUUGAAGAUGACUCGAGCACAAAAACGCUUAAGAAAGAUUUAAUGUCGUGUAUUGAGAUUCUGGCACAUGACCUCCAAAGCGGUUUGGAAAAUAUUCAACUUUAUGAAGAGUUAGACCCACGUUUUCGCGAAUCCUCCAAGAAUAUACUAGCCAAUCUGUCUGAACCAACCAAGAGUUUGAUGAAAGAAAUGUCCAGCAUCAGUAAAUUAUCAAUAAGACAUGCCGCCGAAAAAUCCAUUGAACAAGAAUUAAGACUAGCGCUAAUUGACAAACUCUCACAUCCCUUGGCGGAACUCGUCAAUGUGUUAGACGACUUAAAAAAAAGUGACUCUGCCGAUUUCCGAUUUAGUGAAAUUAAAGAAAAGAAGGCGAUCAUUGAUGAUUCUGUUGAAAAAAUCGUCCAGUCGGUUGCAACAAUAAAAGGAAAAAUUCAGCCUGGGACUAUAAUCGAACAAACUAGUCCUGAAGUAACCUCACAGGACAUCGUCAAAGACGUGUUCGAUCAAGUGAGCCAAAUUGUGCUCAGUAACAUCACUCAGUCGAUCGAAGAUCUGCUCUUCAACAUAGAAUCCGCCCAAAAAGUGGUUGCCGACACUGUUAUUUUGGAAGCGCUGAGGCAAAUAUCGACACUCCAAAAAGAUUUGGCCACAACUAUUAUCAAAGUUUCUCAAAUCAAAAUAGAACCGACCCUGAAUGCCAUCGAGAGUUUGGCUCAACCUCUUGACGUGCUAAAUAACCAACUAUCGGAAAUAACGCCUACGACGGGAAGGGAAGUUUUGGACGAUCUUAUUGCGUCGUUGAAUAUUUUAGAAGAAAGCAUAAUUGUGGAUGAGGAAAGACUAGAGACUAUUGAUUUGUGUAUUCCAUUUUCGAUACUCCGGGGACGAACGAGUGAAGUCCGGGAAAAUAUUUGCGGCUUAACUGAGCACGGAAGAGUCCCUGAGUCGCUAUCUGAAGAUUCGAAAGAAGGAAGUGUUGUUGUUAUUCUUGAAGAAUCUUCAGAAACCGUAGUUCCUUCAGCGUUACUGGAAGACACAAGACAGGCAAUUUCGUGUUUAGAAAACGAGACUAGAAAUAUUUCCAGAGACUUGGCUGUGCCUCUCAUGAGUUGCGUGAGGACUCUUUUGGAAGUCACUGGUGAACAAGCGUUAGAAAAGAAGAAGGAAGAGCUAACUCUAGACGAACGAAUGGCUUUGCAGAACUUUGUGGCACCUCUUGAACAAAUAGAAGACGCCCUUAUAGAGGCACAAGAUGUUCUAAACGAAACUCCGGGAGCUUCCCGAGAGAGUGACAAAAUUCGAUUGAUUCUGGAACACAUUCAAUACAAUGUCGCGGUGAUGCAUCAACAGAUCAUGGAUGAAGUCAUGUUCCUAGGACAGCUACAGCCACAAAAAUGUAGUCUGGAUGACCUAAAGAGGUCCAUAGCUAACGUCCUCAUGCUACCAAUAAUGCAAGAGGCACCGCAGUCCGAAUUUAUAGCUUCUGCUGCCGUUGGUAAAGCAAUUAUCGAAAACGUUUGCGAAUUAGAGAAAUGCCUGGCUACGCUUUACCAAGGGACAAUCGUCGAAGGAGUUGAAAAAAUUGAGCCGGAACUGUACCAAAAAGCUUCUGAAGUUGUGGAGUGUGUGGAAAAAUUGACAAAUCAGGCGCAUUUCAUGGAAGGGGACGAAUCUGCGAUCACAGCACAAGACAUAAACGAACUGAAGAAAAUUUCAGGUUCGUUACGGCAGCUGGACGACAGUGUUUCAAAUAUUCAACAGUUUGAAGAACAGAAAAAGAAGGUUUUUGCUACCCUCAGAUUGCCUCUCUUAAGUCUCAAUGACUUGAUUUUGGAUGUAAACCACGAGACGUUCCGGAGGUAUGUUCCCCAGAUUGAGGAAACGAUCGGAGAUGCUUUAGAAGUGUUAACAAUUGAGCAAAAUCGAGGAGACAUCACUCCCGAUCUUUUAGAACCUCUCAGUUCUUUAGAAACGGUUUUAAAUGAAGUUAAGGAAAACGUUCGUGCUAUUGAUCAAACACCCCUGUGUUUACGAGGUUUGCACAUGUCAUUGAGUCAGUUAUUUGACCGAGUUAGGGAGUUAAAUGUGCAUUCUGGGCUAAAAUAUAUUUUGAAAUCGCUAAGAUUUAUGAUAGCAGCCUUUGAAGAAGCUUUGAAGGAUAUAACGCCUCCAGCGAUCGAAAACAUUAUUGUCACUCUUCAAACACUGCAAGAAUCUUUAAAUGUUGUAGAAGCCAAACACCCACAAAUCGGAGAAAUACGAGAGGAAUUGUCACUCUUAUCAAAGUGUGAGGACUUGUCCCAGCUUGAUUAUUCCGAAUCACAACAGUUAGAAAAUGUGAUCAAAACAAUGCAAGCUGUUUGCGAUGCCGAUGAUUUAAAAACCGGCGCAGAAAAAUUAAAUAUGGAAGUUAACUCAUUAAAUAUGUCCCAUCGAUCAAUCAAAAUUGUUGAGCACCUACAAAAAGUCGCAUCUCUUCUCAGCAAAAUCGUAAUCGCUGAAGCCGCCAGCCAAGAGAAACCUGAAAUUUCUGUGAUAAAUCAAUUUAGUGACGCUGUGACAGCUUUAAUGACUACAGACAUCAAAAAACUUACGACUGAUCGGAAAUUAUUAUAUGAUGAACUUCGCUAUACACUACCGGUCUUGAAGGACAACGCACAAAGUGCCUUUUUGGAUGAGUUUGAACAAGAAAUAGUUAAACAAGCGACGAAAGUCGUAUGCCACGUUCUAGACUAUAUAAACAAUCAGGAAAAUUUAACGACUGAAAUACUGUUACAGUGUGUUAGCCAAACAAAUGACACGGUUAAGACACUAAAAACUAAUAAAGAUUUAAUAAAAAAUAUCUGUGUUUUGUACUUUAAGACAGUAAAUACCUUACAAAAUAUUAAAAAGGAGGAAGAUCAGAAGAAAGAAAUUAAGCUGCAACAUAUUCAGAUGGUUUCUGAUUCGGUUCAAAGCUUUGCUAAGCACAUUGCAACAAUCAAAUACUCCAAUAUUGAUAAAGACAAAAUUCUGUCUUUGCAAAAGUCGCUCUAUCCCUUGCAAAUGGCAGUCAAUGACUUGAGUGAAUUAGAAUUAACAGAUAACGAUUUGAAAUUUCUUGAAAAUAUUGCCAAAAUAAUGACCGACCUUGACACAUUCGUGUCGUCAAAGCUCGCAGUUACUGAAGAAAUUUUAACAAGAGGUCUUCCGAAAAAAGAAGAUAUUAUUAUUUUGCUGAAUAUUCUUAACAAAGCGGUGAAAUCAGUUGAAGAAAACUCUCCAAUUCGGAAAAUCUCACAUCUGUUAAACACUUUAACGGAGAAUAUGCCUGACGUUGCUCAACAAUUACAACAAGCAUUUACCAAAGAAGUUAAGACUGAGAUAGUUAAUCAACAGCUACUAGCACCACUGAAGCAAAUUGAGGAAAAGUUGUGUCAGCAACCUCAGCAAGUGGACUUCAGGCAGGAUUUAGAGAAAAUUCAAGAGAAGUUGGUUCAAUUUAAUGACAUCCUUCAGGCCGAAUUAACUGAAGAUGAAGUUAAAUUUUCCGAAAACAUUAAACUUUAUGUUGAUGAGUUGAAAAGAAUUGAUCAAACUGAGGAUUUAUUAUCUUUGAGAGAACGUGAAAAUAAUUUAAUUCAAGCAGAAACUGCUCUUAAAGUGCCGCAUUUACAAGCUUUGGCACAAACUGUGUUAGCAACAGGGAAACGAAUACAAGAACAAAUUGAAAAACACAAGGCACAACAAACCGAGGAAUCAAUUAAACCGAUACAAGAAUUUGUUGCACCAAUUAAAGAAAUGCAAAGCAACCUUCAAACUUUACAAAGUCUGGAUUUGCCUGAAAGUGAAAAAAUUCAAGCCAUUUUGAGUGAGGUGCAGAAAUUGGAGCCAAUUGUUCUAGAAACAACUUCGCUUUCGCCUUCAGACAUGUCACUAGUCGAAGCUGAAAAGGGAUUAUUACUAGAACUAAACAACUAUAUUUCGUCUCAGUUAAUAGAACCAAAGUUUGAAGAAGAUGUGUUUGAAAGUUUUUCAAAGAAAGUCGAAGCACUGAAAGCCACACCAAGCGACAACGAAAAAUGUGUGAAAAUCUGCAAAAUAAUGGACGCUACAGUCCAAAGUAUUGGCGAAAUAAUCGAAAUGAAAAAAUCUGAAGAAGCUGUCAAAGCAAUUAAACCUAUGGUCGAAAAACUGGAAACUCUUCGUGAAAGCAUUAUUAAAAUUGAGGGCCAAAGCGCGUCAGCCGAGAAGAAAGCAGCUGUUGUUGAAUUGCAAAAGUCUGUUCAAGCUGUUGAAGGAAUGAUCGGAAGCAAUCUGCCUCUUGUUCUUCAAGCCGACGAAAAAAUGGUCAUCGAUGCAGCAAACAAUACCCUGAAGGAACUCAACAACUUCAUGGAGCCUCAGGGGGAACAAAGAGCCACUGUUGAAAGUGUCAAAGCUGUGAUUGACGAUUUGCGUCUAGCGGUUGUAAUUCUUCCGAAAGAAUCGAAAAUAAAGGAAACGAUGGAACAUCUGGAAGAUACCGCCAAGAAUGUUAUUAAUUUAAUGGAAGAUGUUCCCGCACCGGUGGAAACUAAAGUUAAAACAAUAAAAUUGGUGAAAGAUAUGGAAGAGAAAAUAAAAAAUAUCAACAAAAGUCAGUUGUCCAAAGAAAAACAGGAGAUGCUGAACAAAAUGACACUAACCACCGUUAAGUUUGUUGAGCUAUUGCAAGUUGUUAAGGUUGAAAAUGAAGUGGAAGAACAUGCUGUUUCCCUACUUCAUGAUUUGUUACAACAAAUCGACGAUAGUUUCAACUGCAACGAACUGAGUGACGAAAUCAAUUCAAAGUUGAAAAUCUUCAAAACUGAUGUGACCAAAGCUCAGAAGGGUUCACCACUCGUGGAAUUCCCAGAACUUCUUGAAUUUUUUAUAAGCCAUUUGGAGAAAUUCAUAGUAAAGAGUACAAAAGAACCGUUGCUUUGCAUCCCUCUCACAACAUUGCAAGACACUCUGCAGUCAUUACAAGAAGCAAUUUCUACCACAGAAGCAAAACCCGAAGAUAAAGCUACUAAAAUCUUAAUCACGGAGUUGCAAAGACCUCUCACGACUUUACUGUUCGUCUCUGGUAGUAUUUUAGACGAUAGAAAAGCCAAAUUAUCACAAGACGAUUUAAAUCAUAUCACUACAACUUCGGAGGCGGUGGAAGAUUUGAGCAGAAUCAUUGAAGCGGAAGACGAUGAGAUGGACAAAGCUAAAAUGUUAGAACACCAAGCUGACAAACUGAAAGUCCUACUGGCUAGCAUUAAUUUAGAAUCGCAAAUCAAAGAUUUGAUAGAGCCGCUACAAGACGUUCAAAACUGUGUUAAAAAAGCAAAAGAGAAAGCAAUAAUUAAGCAACAGGAGGAAGCAGUGCAAAAACAACAAGUUGUUACGAAACUUGCCAAAUCUCUGAAAAAUUUCAAAGAGUGUGUUGCCCAUUUGGUUGAAACUAAACCGACAAGCCUUACUUUCAUCGUACUAAAAGACCUAGAAAAGCCGUUACAAGCUGUCAUUCAAGCUGUGAGUGAGGUGGAAAGCACAAAAAUGACAAAUCAAGAUUUAGCAAAACUGAAUGAACUGAAUGCCACUUUAGAGCGCGUAGCUGAUGUUCAAGAUGACAUAAGUGAGCCUUUGCUAGUGUUGCAAGACGCAUUAUCUACUAUUGUAACUUCCCACGAGCAAACCCAAGAUAUUAGUAUUCCAAAAACCGAACAAACAUUCCUUCAAUGUAUUUCUGAACCUUUGGAAGAACUUGGGACGGCGGUCGGAAUCACUCAGUUGGUUUUAGAAGAACCCAAAACUAGUGAAAUUGAAACACUUUUACAAAAAAUAAACACAUCAACUAUCGGUUUGUUGAAAUUUGCAACUAUCGUCAAAAAUGUGCCUCAAGGGAAUGCGAAACUUUUGGGAAAGCUUGUAAAUCCUGUCUUUGCUCUUCAGCGGCAGUUAUCAAAAUGUGUGGACGCACGAGUUUUAGAAGAAGAGUUGCCAGUUUUGAACACUAUUGAAUCGUCCUUGCAAACUAUUUUGGAAAUUGUUCAGAAAACUGAUAAUUAUGAGAAGUUUGAUAUUAAAGAAUUGUCUCAACCUCUGGAUGGCUUACAAAAUACAAUAAUUACUGUAUGCAAUAAAGCAGUUUUGAUAGAAGUGCCUCCAGGGCAAGAGUCCGUGUUACAAAAAUUACUAGAACCGUUAGAAAGUGUUGUCAAGGCUGUUAUUGGUAUCCAAACCGAAUUAUCAAACAAGAAUGCUUUGCGGAAUAUGUCACAACGCGUUAAAGAAAAAUGUAAGGAAAUAAAUCAAAAAUUGGAUAAUCCUGAAUUAAAAAAUAUCGCAAACCUCGUGCAUUUGAUGCUAAACAGUUUAGAAAACAUAGAAUAUGAAGAGGCUUCGCUGAUUUUGGAAAACUCGCUACCUCAUUUGGAGAAAAUUGUUGGUAAAAAAGUAACUGUAGGUGGACCUAUUGGCGAUUCUUUAGUGCGCUUUAAUACCGUCUUUGCCGAAACAGUGAAAAUUAAUAAAGAGGAGUUAACUACCACAAACAUAUGCAAUUUGUUUAAUUGUUUAGAAAAUUUGACAAAUGCGCUUGCAUCUGAAAUAAAGGUCAGUGUGGUCGAAAAAUUGAAAGAACCUUUGAAACAAAUCGAACAUGAAGUCGCUUUGUUAUCUUCUCAAGUAGAUUCGUGCCCAGAACCGAAGAAAGCUAUAAUGUCGUUGGCUGAAAUCGCUUUGCCUUUACAAAAAUUAGAAGAAGGAGUUCAAAAAUCAGAAGAAAUGAUAUCGGAGUCAGCAGAAGAGUUAACACUACGACAAGAAACUUUAGGAAAAGUUAAAGAACCUUUAGAAAAACUGUCUAUUCUGAUGACAUCAGUUCAAGAAAACUUGCAAGCUCCACAAGUAACUGAACUUGAGAAACAGCAUUUAAAGGAAGCUCUUGUUUGUUUCAAGGAAAAUUUGGAAUUUAUAAAAUCGUCACCGGUCACACACGCGACUAUCAUUAACCAGUCUCUGGAAGCUUUAACAGCUAAGAUUGAAGAAGUUUGGGAAGCUACGGAAAAAGAACAGUUGGUUGAAGAAGAGGAGGAAAAGUCGGCAACUAGUGAACCGAUCAUCAACGAAUUUAAAUCCGAAAACCUCACAGUAAUAGAAAACUUUGAGAAAUCUUUAUCCGAUUCAAGAAAUAUCUUAAGAGAAUUCGUUAAUAAAGUGAGAAACGUGAAAGGCCAUGAAGACUUGAUUGCUUAUGAAGAACUCGAUGACGGGUUCUUGUUUCUGCUUGAAAGUUUACACAACUUGGCUAAUUUAAUCAAUAAAGAUAAAGUGCAAGACUUAAGCCUGCAAAACUUAGACAUGUUAAAUAGCACAAUGGGGGAGUUUACAACUUUUACUAAACAACUUUCGUUGAUUGACGACUCUUUAAAUAAACCUGAAAUCCGUAAAAGGAAAAGUGAACUAAAUAACUCUCUUACACAACUUAAAAACAAAACUCAAGCUCUUAUAAAAUUAUCUUCGGAAGUUAAAUCACUGCAACUGGUUGUAGAGCCGCUAAAAUUAAUUAUUUUGAAGAUCGAUUACAUUGAAAAUGAAAUUAGAAAAUCGGAACUUGCAAAUCUUUCAACAACUAAUAUUAUUAAUAAUCCAGUAGAAGAUUUGUGCAAGGAAUUAAAAGCUCUAGAAGCUGCAGUUUCAACUGCAACACCAAAACAGGCAACAGUAAGCAUCAUUGAAACGCAAGGAGUUUUAACCAAUUUUGUGAAAGCUUUAAUGCAAACCGAAAAAGACUUUAACAUUUCAGGAAAAGACAUUCCAAUAGAAGUUACAGAAAAAGUGAAACGAAUUAAAGAACCAUUGCUAAACUUUUCGGUGGUUGUAGUUGAACUUAGAAAUUCACUCGGAAAACCGCGUCUGCAAGAACGUAGUAAAAAGUUACAGCAAGCAGUUGUAACACUAAAAGAACAAGUUGAUCAAUUACUUGAAUCGAUUCCACAAAACGAGGUUCUGUCACAACAGACAAGAGAGUUGUCGGUGAAAUUAGAAGAAAUCCAACAAAGACUUACAGCUGAAGAACAGUUAAUCGUUCAAGAAAAUACACAAAUCGUUAAGGAUCUUGCAGAACCUAUCAUUACUUUAUCACAAGCGGCAUUAUCAUUAAAUGCAAUGGUAGAACAGCAAAAAAUUUCACCCCAACAGGGAGUACUAAAUGUUGUUGAUUUGAAAGACAGUGUAGUUUCACUAGUCAGUGCGUUACAAGAAACUGAAAGACAUUCCAAUGUAUUAUGUGAAGAAAUACCCGAAGAUGUCAAAAUUACGAUAAGUGAUAUUAAGGAACCUUUAGAAAAGUUAUCUGUGGUCAUUGGCAACAUCAACUCAGCUGCAAAAAACGCAAAAAUACAAGAUGUUGAUAAAUCUGAAGUUUGCGACGUUUUAAAGGCCACAAAAUUCAAGCUAAACCUAGUAGGGGAAAAAUUUACUGAAUGUAGAAUAUUACAAGAAGUUGAGACACCUAUUAAAACACUUACCUUUAAGUUAGAAGAAAUUGAAAAUCGAAUAAGAAACGAACAACCUGUUGAAAAAACUGUUUUGUCUCCUAUAACACAAUUAGUUAGUGAAAUAAAAACAUUAAAGGCGGAGAGCAAGUCCGUCGAAAGUGUUUCACAGAAAGGUAUCCUCGACAUUACUGGAAUAGAACAAGAAGUGGCAGCUUUGGAAGAAGCUGUAGUGAGUUGUGAAGAAGGUAAUGCUUUGACUGAAUUAGAAAAUCUGAGACAGCCGUUAGAAGAACUACGUUUGGUGGUUUCGGAAGUUAAAGACAGUCUUAACAAACCGGAAAUUCAAGAACCUCUCAAAGCAAAAGUAGCAAAGAGGUUAGAAAGUGUAAAAUGUGAGUUAAACCAAGUUGCGGAAGCUAAAAUUCCCGAAGUAUCUUCACUUGCUGUUAAAAAACUCUCGGCGAAAUUAUCGGAAAUUAAGGACGUUAUUGAAACAGAAAACACAACCGUUGAAAAAGUACGUGAGGCAACAAAAGUAAUUCUCCAGCCUGUUGGUCAGCUGAAAGAUCAAAUACAUAGUUUACGAAUUACUGUUUCUGAUAUUAAAGUAACACCCCAACAAGGCAUUUUAAGUAUUAUUGAAAUUGAAAACGAUUUGACUAACUUACAAGAUGCUCUGACAGUUUCUCAGCAAAUGUCUCUUGAGGAAGCAGAAAAAAUAAAACCAGAAGAAAUACAACAGCUUCAAAAUCUAAAACAGCCUUUAGAAAAACUCGCUGUUGUUAUGGUUGAAAUGAAGAAUAUUGUUAAUAAACCUGAAGUCCAAGAACAACAAAAUGUAGAAAUCAAAAAAGCAAUACAAGCAUUAAAAUGUAAAUUAGAAAUAGUUACGCAAAUAACUCCGGAAGUAAAAAGCUUGGAAACCUCACUCUUAGCAGCAAAGCAGCUUGCAGCUAAAUUAUCAGAAGUGGAAAAGUUAAUCGAAACUGAAGAAAAACCAAAAAUGAUAGCUGAAGAAAUAGAAAUGAUUCGUCAACCUCUGGUUGACCUGAAGCAGGAAAUUCAAGCCUUACAAUUAGACAUUAUCGAUGUCAAACUAAAACCACAACAAGGAGUUUUAACCGUUGUAGGGAUUGAGCAAAAUCUUCUGAAUAUCGAAAAUGCCUUAGCUUCUGUAGAAAAUAUUCCCGAAGAACUGACGGAAAAACUGUCAUCAUUAAAACAACCUCUUGAACUGCUUUCUUCAGUUGUUGUCGAAAUAAGAGGAACACUUAGUAAACCCGAACAUGUGGAACAGAAAAGACCAAAAGUUCGUAAGGCUAUAGAAGCGUUAAAAUGUCAAUUGGAAAAUGUUGCGACUGUAAUUCCUGAAAGUAAAUCUUUUCAAACUGUAUCAAUUGCUGUGAAGGAACUUUCGGGUAAAUUAUCAGAAAUUGAAAAGUCAAUAAAAGGAACAGAAAAAGAAGAAUUAAAAUUGCAACAAGCCGUUGUUGAACCAAUUACUACUCUGACUAAAGAAUUAAAAACUUUAAAAUCUGAAAUCAAGGAAUCUGAGGCGGUACCUCAGCAAGGUAUUUUGGAAGUUGCAGAAUUGGAACAAAGUCUCGUCAAUUUGCAAGAAUCGUUAAUUACUCCCGAAAAUUUACCUUUAGAAGAAGCACAAGUGGCAACGGAGGCAAUUCAAAACGUGCAAGCCUUAAAAGAACCUUUAGAAAAAUUAUCGGCAACGGUUAUAGAAAUGAGAACUGCUGUUAACAAGCCGGAAAUCCAAGAACAACAAAAACCUAAAGUAAAACAAGCCUUGGCAGCUUUAAAAUGCGAGUUGGAGAAGGUAUCUCAAGCAAUUCCCGAAGCAAAACGUUUAGAAACCUCUUCUGUGGCAAUUCAACAAUUAACGGCCAAAUUAUCCGAAAUAGAAGAGCAAUUAGCGGAGAAACCUAAAACAGAAUCUAUUGUUUUGUACCCUAUAUUUAAUUUGAGAUCGGAAAUUCAAGCUUUACAAGCAGAUGCCAAAGAUAUAAAACUUGCGCCUCAGCGAGGAGUCUUUGGGAUUUUAGAAAUUGAACAAAAUUUAUCAGAUUUGCAGAACGCUUUAACAGAAACCGAAAAAUUGACCACUGAAGGAAGUCAAUUCGUAGAAACUCAGUUAAGUUCUUUGAAACAGCCUUUGGAGGCCCUUUCAGCUGUUGUUGUUGAAGUUAGAAGUGCUAUUAACAAGCCGGAAAUAAUAGAACAACAACAACCGAAAGUAUACAAAGCGAUGUCUUCCUUAAAGUGUGAAUUAGAUCGUGUUAUUCAAACUAUCCCAGAAACUGAGUCUUUGAAAACUUCUAUUCUCGCUGCUAAACAAUUAUCGGCUAAAUUAUCUGAAGUUGAAGAGAUAUUACAAGAAGAAAAGAAGUUACCACAACGCCCUGAAUCACUCCAAGCUGUUCUACAACCUGUUAGCACUUUAGUUGAAGAAGUUAAAGCUUUGCGAAUAGAAAGUCAAACAGCAGCUGUACCUCAAGAAGGAAUGUUAACUGUUACAGAAAUUGAACAGACUUUGAUAAAUCUAGAAGAGGCAUUAAAAUCACCUAUUGAAGAAAGUGGAGAAUUAACAAUUCAAGCUUUGCAACAAAUGGAAUCGCUAAAACAACCAUUGGAAAAAUUAUCAGCAGUUGUAGUAGAAAUGAAAACUACCAUGAACAAACCAGAAAUUCAAGAACAACAAAAGCCAAAAAUCGAACAAGCGGUGGUAGCUUUAAAGUGCGAAUUAGAUAAAGUGGCUCAAACCAUGCCUGAAGUAAAAGGCUUAGAAACUUCGACCGUUGCUAUGAAAGCGCUUUCGGCUAAAUUAGAAGAAGUUGAAACUUCAAUGACACCGGUGGAAAAAGACAAACGAGAAGAAUUUUUGAAAAUAAUCGACGUUAUCCUGCACCCUAUUGGAAAACUUGUAGAAAAAAUAAAACUAUUAAGAAGUAACGUUCAAGAUAGGUCGCUGGUGGCGGAAGGUGUUUUGAAUAUUAUUCAGAUUGAAGACGAGAUGUUGCACCUCCAAAAAGCUAUAACUUCGAGUGAGCACUCAUUUAAAGAAAUUUCAGACAAUGUACUUAAAACAUUCAGUGAAAUGCAAGCAAUAAACCAGUCGUUUGAAAAUCUUGCUCUUGUUGUUGAAAGUAUAAUGAAACAUAUUAACAAGCCGGAAAAACUUGAAGUUCAGAGAGUUAGCAUCUGUUCAGUUAUUUCUGCUCUGCGGUACGAAUUAGAAGUUUUGCUGGACAACAUUCCAAAAAUAAAGCCUUUUGAAGCUACAUACAUCGCAGUGCAAGAAUUGUUAUCAAAAUUGACCGAAAUUGAGAAAAAGAUGCUACAAAAACACAUAAAAGUUACUCCAUCCCAAGAAGCUAUUCUGCAGCCUAUUAGCAACGUUGUUGAAGAAAUUAAAACUUUGCGGACGGAAACUACAGAAGUGGCAGCUCCACAACAAGGAAUUUUAAGUAUUGUCGAGUUAGAACAAAGUUUGAUUGAUUUAAAAGAAGCUUUUACUGUUGCUGAAGAAAUUCCAUCUGGUGAUGUUCAGAAUAUUACUCCCGAAGCGGCACAACAAAUCAAAGCGUUGAAACAACCUUUAGAAAAACUAUCAGCUGUUAUUGUUGAAAUGAAGAACGUAGCAAAUAAGCCACAAGUUGAGGAACAAAAACCAAAAAUUGAGAAAGCAAUACAAGCGGUAAAAUGUGAAUUGGAAAACAUAACUCAUUCAAUAUCGGAAGCAAAAGGGGUCGAAAUUUCAUCAACUGCUUUAAAUCAACUGUCCGCUAAAAUAGCCGAAGUUGAAAAAGUAAUGACCGUGGAAGAACCUAAACAAGAGGUGUCCAACUUAGAUUUGCAAGCAAUAAAUACGCUAAUUGAUGAAAUGACAGCUUUGCGUGCUGAUAUUGAAGAUACAGCUGUUGAUUCUCAAAGAGGAGUCUUAAGUAUUGUUGAGUUGGAUGAAAAUUUACAUAACUUGAAGGCGACUGUAGCUAGUUGUACGGAACUUACAAAUGAUGAAGUUUUGGUGGCCUUGGAACAAAUUGCUUCUUUGGUUGUACUUUUGGAAAAGUUUUCGCUAAUCACUGUAGAGGUACGAAGUGCAGUAAACAAACUCGAAGUGCAGGAAAAACUCAAACCAAAAGUGAAAAAUGCUGUACAAGCUCUCAAGUCUGAACUAGACGUAAUUAGUCAAAAAUUGCCCAAAACUGAACAUGUUAAAAUGUUAGAUGUGGCCUUAAAUAAACUUUCUUCCAAGUUGUCUACUAUUGAUUCCAAGAUCGAAUUAGGCACACAAGAAACGAAAACAGAGUCAGAAGUUUUGAAAAUUAUGCUACAACCGAUCAUGGACCUUUCUGAAGAAAUUACAACGUUGCAAGCCGAUGUUAAAAACAUUGAUACAAUACCUCAACAAGGAGUACUUGGUGUGAUAGAUCUACAAGAAGAAAUUCUUAACUUGCAAGAAGCUAUCCUCACUUCUGAAGAAUUUUCUUCGGAAGAAGCUACAACUGUAUCAUCGGAAGCACUGGAUCAAAUCAAAUCUUUGCAAGAACCAUUACAAAAACUUUCUUCAAUCAUCGUAGAAGUUAAAAAUGUAGUUAACGUGCCAGAAGUCCGUGAAGCAAAAAAACCCAAAGUCAAAAAAGCACUUGCCGCAUUGAAGUGCGAGUUAGAUAAAGUGUCACAAAUCAUACCUGAGGCAAAAGUUUUGGAAGUUUCUUCUGCAGCAAUUCAAAAACUAUCAGCUAAAUUAUCAACCGUUGAAGCAUCAAUGGAAACAGAUCAAGAGUCUUUUAAACCGACAGAAGUCGUGAUUCAACCAAUUUUACAAUUAUCUGCAGAAAUAACAACAUUAAAAGCACGUGUUGGAGAAGUUAAAAGACCUCAACAAGGUGUCCUGUGUGUUGUAGAAAUUGAACCGGAAUUAUUAGCUUUACAAGAAGUUUUAAGUAAUAUUGAACCAAAUGCUGAUUUCAAUGUAGAUCAGUUGAAAACCUUGGCAGAACCGAUGGAAAAACUCUCUGUUCUAGUCGUUGAAGUACAACAUGCAUUAAGUAAACCAGAGAUUCAAGAACAACAAAAACCGCAAGUAAGUGCAGCAUUACGGGCCUUAAAAUGUGAGCUUGAAAAAGUUGCUCAAAACAUUCCAAAAUUAAAUGAAUUAGAAACUACCGUAUUAGCUGCCGAAAAGCUUUCUGCUAAGAUAACAGAAGUUGAGGAUAAGAUGAAAAUUGCUGAAAAGUCCACAAAAACGGAAUCAGAAGUAAUAAAAAUAAUACUUCAACCAGUUAUGGAUUUAUCUGAAGAAAUAGGAGCAUUACAGACAGAUAUAGAAGACGUGAAAAUAAUUCCAAAACAAGGAGUUCUUAGUGUAGUUAAACUAAAAGACGAAUUAUGCUCCUUACAAGAAGCGUUAAUUACUUCAAAGGAAUUUUCUUCUGAAAGUGUUUCAAACCUAAUUAUUGAGACGUUGCAAAAAAUUGAAUCUUUGAAAGAACCAUUAAAAUCACUUUCCGAAGUGGUAGUCGAAGUCCGUUGUGCACUUAAACGGCCAGAAAUUCGAAUUGAAAAGAAAUCGAAGGUGAAAAAAGCUCUGCUAGAUGUAAAAUCAAAAGUUGCGGAAAUUUCAGAAUUAGAAGCGAUAGCAAGUCCUUUAAACCAACUUAUAAACAAGAUAAAUGAAAUUGUGGAGUUGAUAGACGCGGAAGAAGUACCGGUUGAAAAAAUUUCGAAACUAAAAACUAGUCUGCAACCCAUAGUUACAUUAGUUGAAGAAGUAAAAACUCUAAAAGCGGAAAGUCAAAAUUUAAAUUUACAACCGCAACAAGGCCUUGUAAGUCUUGUAGAAAUUGAAGCAAGUUUAAAUAACUUGCAAGAAACCUUAAUUAAUUGUGAAGAAAGUACUACCAUUGAAGCGGCUGAAAUUGCACAAAUUGAAUCACUGAAGCAACCACUUGAAAAAUUAUCCGCUGUUAUAGUUGAAGUUAAGGAAUCUAUAAGUAAACCUGAAAUUCAGGAACAAAAACAUAAAGUGUCCAGUGCUAUUUUAGCUUUGAAAAGUGAAGUAGACACAGUCGCGCAAAAAAUUUCAAAAGCCAAACCCUUACAAACAUCGGUUGUUGCUUUGGAAAAGCUCUCAGCAAAAUUAUCUGAAAUUGACGAAAAACUAACCGAACCAGAACCAGAAAAGGUAGAAGUAAAACAACAGCAAAAAACUGAAUCGGAAGUAAUAAAGUUAAUGUUGCAACCUAUAAUGGACUUAUCUGAAGAAAUAAAAGCCCUGAAAGCAGACACUACGGAUUUGAAAAUCGUGCCUCAGCAAGGACUUCUGACUUUGGUUGACUUGGAGCAAGAAAUACAGAAAUUGCAGGAGUCUUUGAUAAGUUCUGAACAAUUUUCUUCUGAAAAUGUUGCUGACAUAACACCUUUUGCUUUAAAUCAAAUUGAAGCACUUAAGGAACCUCUGGAAGCGUUUGCUGCUAUUGUUGUAGAGGUGAGGUGUGCUAUCAAGAAGCCAGAAGUAAGAGAACAGAAGAAGCCAAAAGUUAAAAAAGCACUAUUGGCAUUACAAUCGGAGUUGACAAAAGUGAUUCAAACAAUUCCAGAAGUAAAAAUGUUGGAUUCGUCAACUGUUCCACUGACGAAACUCACAGCCAAGCUUGGUGAAAUCGAAAAAAUGGUAGACAUGAACGAACAAACACUCCAGAAAACUUCCCAGCUUCAAAAAGAGCUAAUUGAACCAAUGUCCGGUCUAGUUGGACAAUUGAAAACUUUACAAACGGAAAUUAAAGACGUUAAAAUUGCUCCACAACAAGGUGUGAUUGGAGUGACAGAGUUGGAGAAAACUUUGGUAGAAUUACAAGACACACUAAGUACUUCUGCAGAAGAAUUUGAAAGUAAGUCUCCUGAGGCAAUCAAAACCAUAAAAAUUUUGAAGGAACCAAUGGAAAAAUUGUCAGCUCUUGUGGUGGAAAUAAAGGAAACAAUCAACCAACCAGAAAUCCAACGUCAACAAAAACCAAAAGUUGGCAAAGCCUUGCUAGCAUUGAAAUGUGAACUAGAUAAAGUUACACAAACUUUACCUGAAUCCAAGCCUCUAGAAACAUCAAUCAUAUCUAUGAAAAAACUUUCAGCGAAGUUAUCGGAGGUUAAUACUCUCAUUAAUUUAGAAGAAAUUCCAACAAAAACUGAAUCGGACGUAAUAAAAUGCGUACUUCAGCCAGUUAUGGACUUAUCAGAAGAAAUAAAAGCGUUACAAGUCGAUACAAAAGAUCUUAAAUUGAAACAUCAGCAAGGAGUUCUUAGUGUUAUAGAAGUUCAGAAAGAAAUUUCUGAUUUACAAGAGGCUUUAAUCAGUUCGGAUCAACUUUCUUCCGAAGAAAUCGCUGUAAUAACACCUGAAGUGUUACAUCAAAUUGAGGCUUUAAAACAACCAUUAGAAGAAUUCUCUGCUGCCGUAAUAGAAGUUAGAAGUUGUAUGAAACAAUCAGAAAUUCGAGAAAACUGUAAACCGAAAAUGAAAAAAGCUUUGUCAAGUCUAAAAUGUGAGUUAGAAAAGGUAACCCAAGUAAUCCCACAAGCAAAAAUGUUGGAGACAUCAUCUGUAGCAAUUAAACAACUUUGUGCAAAGUUAACCAACGUGGAAGAAUUAUUGGAUCAAGAGGAACCAAUGGAAAAACCUUCUCUAUUGCAGGAAGCAGUGAUUCAGCCAGUCUGUGCUUUUACAGAGGAUUUAGAAACAUUAAAAACUGAAAUUGAAAACGUAAAACUAGUCCCACAGCAAGGUAUCAUAAGCAUUGUAGAAGUCGAAAAAGAUUUUGUUGCGUUGCAAAAAGAACUUGAAAAGUACGAACAAAGUGGAGAUAUUUCUAGUCAAGCAGCUGCCGAUGAAAUUAAAGGUUUGAAGGAACCGUUGGAGAAACUGUCAGCAGUUGUAGUUGAAAUGAAAAAUAAAAUGCACAAACCCGAAAUACGCGAAGAACAAAAACCUAAAUUAUGCAGAGCUUUAAAUGCACUUAAAUGCGAAUUGGAAAGAGUUUCACAAAAAUUACCUGAAGCGAAGCCUUUGGAAUCCUCAGUUAUAGCCAUGAAGAAGCUUUCUGCCACAAUAUCGCAAGUUGAAGACAUGAUAAAUCUACCGGAAAAGCCCCGAAAAACAGAAUCAGAAAUUAUCAAAACGAUAUUGCAACCACUAAUGGACCUUUCUGAAGAAAUCAUUGCCUUACAAGCGGACAGUACAGAUUUAAAUUUAGUUUCUCAGCAAGGAGUUCUUAGUGUUCUUGGAUUAGAACCUGAAUUAGCAUCGUUGCAAGAAGCUUUAAUAACGUCAGAACCAUUUUCGUCUGAAGAAACGGCAAAUAUAACCACUCAAAACUUAACUAAGAUUGAAGCGUUGAAAGAACCCCUGAAAGAAGUUUCAGCACUUGUGGUACAAAUAAGAAGUCAACUUAAGAAGCCAGAGAUAAGAGAACAGUGUAAGCCAAAAGUGAAGAAAGCUCUUGAAGUUUUGCAUUGUGAAUUAGAACAUGUAGCACAAAUAAUUCCUGAAGUAAAGGUUUUGAAGACGUCUUCUUCUGCAAUUGAAAAGCUUUCAGGAAAAGUCACCGAAAUCCAAAAUUUAAUUGAAAAAAGCGAUGAACAGAAAAAGAAAUCAAAGCUCACAGAAACCCUUCUUGGACCUGUGUCAACUUUAAUUGAAGAAGUAAAAGUAUUGCGGGGAAAAAAUCAAAGUUUAGAAGAAACUCCGCAACAAGGAGUGCUGAGUGUGGUAGAGAUAGAACAAGAAGUAGCUUCUCUACAGGAAGCUUUGCUCGCCUCAGAAGAAUGUGAAGAAAUUGAAAACUUAUCAUCUACAACAAUUGAAAGAAUUGAAGCAUUGAAAGAACCCAUAAAACAACUUUCUGCAGUUGUGGUGGAACUAAAAUCUGCUGCAGUCAAACCGGUAAUUGAAGAAAGUCAAAAAGAAGAAACGCAUAAAGCUUUAAUGACGUUAAAGUGUCACCUAGAUGAAAUUAAGCAAGUGCCACUUGAAGCUAAAACUUUAGAAGUUCUAACUGUUUCUUUCAAUAAAUUAUCGGCGAAAAUAUCGGAAAUUGACAGCAAAAUUGGAAAGGAAGGGGAAGACUCGAAGAGUAACAGAUUCGAGAUUAUUGUUCAACCUGUCUCAAAUCUAGUGGAAAAUAUAAAAGCUUUAAAAUGCGAGACUAAAAAAAUUGAAGAAACUGCACAGCAAGGAUUGUUGAGCGUAGCUGAAAUUGAAAAAGACCUUCUGUCUCUACAAGAAGCAAUUUCUGAUUCUAGUCACUUAACAGUAGAAGAAGUUGAAAGUAUGCCUUGUGUCGCUUUGGAACAAAUUGCUGCUUUAAAACAACCACUUGAAGAACUAUCUUCUGUGCUAAUUGAAACAAAAGCUGCAGUUAAAAAACCUGAAUUACGAGAACAAGAAAAACCAAAAUUGUCUAAGGCUUUGUGUGCUCUUAAACAUCAGUUAGAAGUAGUAUCGCACAGUAUCCCUGAAGUUAAGUCCUUAGAAAUACUAAAUUCUUCUGUUAAAAAAUUAUCGGUGACUUUAUCCGAAGUCGAAGACAAAAUCUGUGAAAAACCAAAGAAGCAAGAAUCACAUCUGACAGAAAUAGUGCUUCUUCCGGUGAAAGAAUUAUUAAAAGGAGUGCAAGCACUUCAAACUGAAUGUAAAAAAAUUAAGAAACUGCCGCAAAAAGGUGUUUUAAGUGUGGUUGAUGUUGAGAAAGAACUUCUAGUCUUGCAAGAGUCUCUACUUAAUUCCGAACAAAUGUCCAUUGAAGAAAGUCAAACAUUACCUUCUGCAACAGUGGAACAAGUAAAAUCUUUGAGUGAACCUUUGCAUCAAUUGACGGCUAUUGUUACUGACCUAAAAAAUGUUGCAAACAAACCGACUGUUCAAGAACAGAAACCUAAGGUGCAUAAAGCUGUAUUGGCCCUAAAAUGUAAACUGGAAGAAAUUGAGCAAAUUAUUCCAGAUGUGAAGUCAUUGAAGCAGUCUGCUAAUGCUGUUCAAAGUCUCCGAGCAAAAUUAUCAGAAAUUGCAAGCAAAUUUGAAGAUAAGCAAAAGUUAUGUGAAAUUAUCCUUGAACCAGUUACUAAUCUAUCGAAAGAUCUUAAAGCUUUACAUGCUGAAGCAGCAGAUGUUAAGUUAACUCCCCAACAAGGUAUGUUAAGUGUCAUACAAAUUGAAAAAGAUUUAACUGCUUUACAAAGUAGUUUGAUUGAAUCCGAUAAUCUUAUUUCUGAAACAACUGAAAGCAUAUCACCCGAAACACUGACCCAAAUAGCCACUCUGAAAGAACCGUUAGAGAAACUUUCAGCUACGCUUGUGGAAAUAAAAAGUGUUGUUGAAAAACCAGAGAUAAUCGUCAAACAAAAACCAAAGUUACAGAAAUCUGUUCAGGCAUUAAAAUGUCAACUAGAUGUAGUUUACCAAAAAGUUACUGAAACUAAAGCUCUAGAAAAGACAUUAACUGCAAUCAAACAGUUAUCAGCAAAACUGUCAGUGGUUGAAGAAGAAAUGUCAGCUCCGCAGAGGAAUAAAACAAUUUCUCAGCUGGUUUUAGAACCAGUUAUUUCUCUAACCAGCAAUGUUCAGUCUCUCAAAGCAGAAUGCAGAGACAUUUUACAGUCCAAACAAAAAGGAGUUUUGAAUAUAAUCCAAACAGAGCAAGAUCUACAAGUAUUGAAGGAAAGUAUUCUAGAAACAGAAACAUUAUCCUUUGAGGACACAGAAGAUAUAAAACCAGAAGUUUUGGAAAAAAUACAAAUGUUAUCGGAACCUCUCCAGAAAGUUUCUUCAAUAGUUGUGACUGUUAAAGAUUCCGCAAAUAAAGCAGAAGUGCAAGAAAUACAAAAACCUGAACUGAAAAGAGCAGUUAAAGCAUUAAUUGGUAAACUGGAAGAGGUUAACCACGUCCUUCAUGAUGCCAAACCACUACAAGCCACAUCCGUAGCUCUUCAAAAACUGCAGUCUUCCUUAUCUCAUAUUAUUGAAGAAGACAAAGAUGAGAAACAACUUAAAAAAACUAUCGAUUUGAAAAUUUUGACCCAGUGUAACCUGCAACUCGAGGACGAAAUGUCUUUACUCGAAAAACAAAUAGAUUUUGAAAAAAAUGUUUGUAAUGUGUUAAAGAACCUCCUUCCACUUAAAGAAGGUUUAAAACAAUUUAACUCAACCUUACUCAAAUGCCAGAAGGUGAAAGAUGAGGAGGUUAGUGAAGAUAUUUCCGAGAAAAUUAACUCGUUGAAAGAGACCUAUGAAAACGUUAUUGUGGAAGUCAUAAAAAUUAAUUCAGCUCCCAAAAAAACUGGUGUGAAGGAACUAAAAUUACUCGGAAAUCAAUUACAAAUAUUUUGUCAACAACUGGAACAAAUUGCAUCUGUUAGUGACUCAAGUACACUUGGAAAGUUACUUUCCUCUGGAUUUAAAAAUUAUUCUGAAGGCAUUGCUAGUGUGGCAAAGGCAGUGUUGAGACAAACACGACUAGAUCUUUUAAUUCUUAAAGAAGCCAAAGAAUCAUUAAUCAAAAUGGAAGGAAAGUUUUCAGCGAACACUAAAAUUAGAGAAUUUGAGGAAAACAAUCAAAACACUGAAGCUCUUCAGUUGCAGGAACUUAAUAGUCCUCUCCAAAAGCUGUCUCAUACUAUUUUAGAAAUAGAAAAUCUCAAGGAUCUACUAGAUAUGAGUGAUUUAAAUAAAAAGGACGAGCACGAUCUAACUGAACUGAAAAAUCGCCUGCACGAAUUAUCCUCAGUGAUAUUGGAAAUACCUUCAUUGGAAAGAUUUUGCAAUAAUUUAGUUAAUGUAAAGAAAAUCGCAACUGUGCUCAUAAAUGAAAAAAAUCACAACAAAUCUGUCGAGAUGCUUAAGGAAUCUCUUGAAUUGUUGUCUGAUCAAAUUACUAAAAUACAAGAUCGUAUAAACAAUAUUAGUUUUGAAUAUGUGAUUGACGAAGAAGAAAACCAACAAGAUAAAGAAGAAGCUAAGAAGAAAGCAGAGAAGAAGGAUAGAGAGGAAGCUGAGAAAAAAGCCAAAGAAGAAGCUGAAAUCAAAGCUAAAGAUGAGUUUGAAAAGAAAGCCAGAGAAGAAGCUGAAAAGAAAGCUAAAGAAGAGGCCGAUAAGAAAGCUAAGAAUGAGUCUGAGAAGAAAGCUAAAGAGGAAAUUGAAAAGAAAGCUAAGGAGGAAGCAGAGAAAAAAGCUAAAACGGAAGCUGAAAUGAAAGCUAAGCAGGAGGCUGAGAAGAAAGCUAAGGAGGAAGCAGAGAAGAAAGCUAAAGAAGAAGCGGAAACAAAAGCUAAAGAAGAGGCUGAAAAGAAAACUAUAGAAGAAGCGGAGAAGAAAGCUAAAGAGGAUGCAGAGAAAAAAGCUAAGGAGGAAGCUGAAAAGAAAGCUAAAGAGGAAAAAGCUAAGGAGGAGGCUGAGAAGAAAGCUAAGGAAGAGGCUGAAAAGAAAACUAAGGAGGAAGCUGAGAAAAAAGCUAGAGAGGAGGCUGAGAUGAAAGCUGAAGCGGAAACUGAAAAGAAAGCUAAGGAGGAAGCAGAUAAAAAAGCUGAAAUGAAAGCUAAGCAGGAGGCAGAGAAGAAAGCUAAAGAGGAAGCAGAGAAAAAAGCUAAGGAGGAAGCAGAGCAUAAAGCUAAGGAGGAGGCUGAGAAGAAAGCAAAGGAUGAGGCUGAGAAGAAAGUUAAGGAUGAAGCAGAGAAGAAAGCUAAGAACGUGGCUGAGAAGAAAGCUAAGGAAAAGGCUGAAAAGAAAGUUAAAGAGGAAGCUGAGGAGGAAGCUAGAGAGGAGGUUGAGAAGAAAGCUGAAGCGGAAACUGAAAAGAAAGCUAAGGAGGAAGCAGAUAAAAAAGCUGAAAUGAAAGCUAAGGAGGAGGCAGAGAAGAAAGCUAAAGAGGAAGCAGAGAAAAAAGCUAAGGAGGAAGCAGAGCAUAAAGCUAAGGAGGAGGCUGAGAAGAAAGCAAAGGAUGAGCCUGAGAAGAAAGUUAAGGAUGAAGCAGAGAAGAAAGCUAAGGACGAGGCUGAGAAGAAAGCUAAGGAGGAGGCUGAGAAGAAAGCUAAGGAAGAGGCUGAAAAGAAAGCUAAAGAGGAAGCUGAGAAAAAAUCUAGAGAGGAAGCACAGAAAAAAGCUAAGGAGGAAGCAGAGCAUAAAGCUAAGGAGGAGGCUGAGAAGAAAGCAAAGGAUGAGGCUGAGAAGAAAGUUAAGGAUGAAGCAGAGAAAAAAGCUAAGGACGAGGCUGAGAAGAAAACUAAGGAGAAGGCUGAGAAGAUAGCUAAAGAGGAGGCUGAUAAAAAAGCUAAGCAGGAAGCUGAAAAGAAAGCUAAAGAGGAAGCAGAGAAAAAAGCUAAGCAGGAAGCUGAGAAGAAAGCUAAGGAGGAAGCAGAGAAGAAAGCUAGAGAAGAAGCUGAAAAGAAAGCUAAGGAGGAAGCAGAGAGAAAAGCGAAGAAGGAAGAAGAAAUGAAAGCUAAGGAGGAGGCUGAGAAGAAGGCUAAAGAAGAAGCGGAAAAGAAGGCUAAGGAGGAGUCUGAAAAGAAAGCUAAGGAUGAGGCUAAGAAAAAAGCUAAGGAUCAAGCCGAAGAGAAAGAUAAGGACGAGGCUGAGAAGAAAGCUAAGGAAGAGGCUGAGAAAAUAGCUAAAGAGGAGGCUGAUAAAAAAGCUAAGCAGGAAGCUGAGAAGAAAGCCAAAGAUGAGGCUGAGAAGAAAGCUAGAGAAGAAGCUGAAAAGAAGGCUAAGGAGGAAGCAGAGAAAAAAGCUAAAAAGGAAGCUGAAAUAAAAGUUAAGGAGGAGGCUGAGAAGAAAGCUAAGGAGGAAGCAGAGAAGAAAGCUAAGAAAGAAGCUGAGAAAAAAGCUAAGCAGGAAGCUGAGAAAAAAGCUAAGGAGGAAGCUGAGAAGAAAGCUAAGGAGGAGGCUGAGAAGAAAGUUAAGGAGGAAGCUGAGAAGAAAGCUAAAGAGGAAGCAGAGAAAAAAGCUAAAAAGGAAGCUGAACUAAAAGCUAAGGAGGAGGCUGAGAAAAAAGCUAAAGAAGAAGCUGAAAAGAAAGCUAAGGAGGAAGCAGAGAAAAAAGCUAAAAAGGGAGCUGAAAUACAAGCUAAGGAGGAGGCUGAGAAAAAAGCUAAAGAAGAAGCUGAAAAGAAAGCUAAGGAGGAAGCAGAGAAAAAAGCUAAAAAGGAAGCUGAAAUAAAAGCUAAGGAGGAGGCUGAGAAAAAAGCUAAAGAAGAAGCUGAAAAGAAAGCUAAGGAGGAAGCAGAGAAAAAAGCUAAAAAAGAAGCUGAAAUAAAAGCUAAGGAGGAAGCAGAGAAGAAAGCUAAACAGGAAGCUGAUAAGAAAGCUAAGAAUGAGGCUAAGGAUGAAGCAGAGAAGAAAGCUAAGGAGGAGGCUGAGAAGAAAAUUAAGGAGGAAGCUGAGAAGAAAGUUAAGGAGGAAGCUGAGAAGAAAGCUAAAGAGGAAGCUGAGAAGAAAGCUAAAGAAGAAUCUGAAAAGAAAGCUAAGGAGGAAGCAAAGAAAAAAGCUAAAAAGGAAGCUGAAAUGAAAGCUAAGGAGGAGGCUGAGAAGAAAGCUAAGGAGGAAGCAGAGAAGAAAACUAAGGAGGAAGCUGAGAAGAAAGCUAAGGAUGAGGCUGAGAAGAAAGCUAAAGAGGAAGCAGAGAAAAAAGUUAAAAAGGAAGCUGAAAUGAAAGCUAAGGAGAAGGCUGAGAAGAAAGCUAAGGAGGAAGCAGAGAAGAAAGCUAAGCAGGAAGCUGAGAAGAAAGCUAAGGAUGAGGCUGAGAAGAAAGCUAAAGAAGAAGCUGAAAAGAAGACUAAGGAGGAAGCAGAGAAUAAAGCUAAAAAAGAAACUGAAAAGAAAGCUAAGGAAGAGGAUGAAAAGAAAGCUACAGAAGAAGCAGGAGCAGAAAAAACUAAAGAUAAAGUGAAAGAAAAAGCUGAAGACAAGAAUAAAAAGGUUAAAGUAGAAACUAAUGAAGGAGUUGACAUAAAGGCUAAAGAAAAAAUGGAAAGUAGGUCCAAGAAGAAGGAACAAGAGGCAGGCGAAAUAAAGGUUAAAGAUCAAACUCUCAUAAAAGACGGAAAGGAACUUGUAGAGAAAAAUGAACAAAAGAUAACGAAGAAAUUAAAAAAAGCAGGAAAAACGGAGUUUAAUAACCACAUUAAUGAAGAGGUUAACGGUGAAUGUAGUACGUAUAAAUCCCAAACCUCGAUUCAGUAUGAUAACGAACUCUGCAAUGGUGAAGAUAAAUCAGGAUUUGAAAUAAAAAGAAACAAACAAUUUGAAGGAAGAGCAUUUUAUGACGACAAUUUAGAAAUGUUUAAACCUCAAAGUUAUCACGGACCUAGAUUUGCCGACAGAAAACCAAUUUUCAGCACAAGUUUAACAGAUCGUUUGGCAACGGUCAAUUCCAGAGUAAAACUUACUUGCAGUGUUAUUAAUGCAGAGAAUGUAACUACAGUGUGGUUGAAAAAUGGAAAAUCUCUUACACAGACAGACAAAUACGACAUUUCAUUUACCAACGGUUUGGCAACUUUAGAAAUAUUAAACACCACAAUAGAAGAUUCAGGCGAAUACAGCUGUAUAGCCAAAAAUGAACACGGCGUAAGCACAACAUUCGCCUGUUUGAAAAUUUUGGAAGCUAUUGACACCACAGUGGUCCCACCCACGUUCACAAGACGACUGAAGGAUUCAUACAAGAUUUCGGAGGAUGAGCUAACCCUUGAAUGUCGAAUCAGGUAUUCAAACUCUCACAAUAUCAAGUGGUACAAAGACAACUUUGAACUUCAAAGUGGCGGAAGAUACCGACAGAGCUAUUCCGCAGAUGGAAUUUGUAAACUUGCGAUUAAAAACCCAAACAAAAGUGAUACUGGAAGAUAUACAUGCAAGGCAGAAAAUGACUUAUGGAGCGACCAAGUCUCUCACGAAAUUAAUUUCACAUCAAAGGAAGAUUACGUCGCUGAGAAAUACAAAACAAAAAGUGUUCCCAAAGGGCCACGUGAGCAACACAAGCCCUACUUUGCGGGGGUAUUGACGGACCAUUUGGUACCCUCAAGGGGAAUUAUGGCCCUUCAGGUCGAAAUUAAAGGGCCUGCUGAAGUUACAUGGUUUAAAGAGAGCCAUAAGUUACCCAAGGCAUCUCCACGACAUCGAACCUUUGAAGAGCGUGGAGUUCACACUCUUCUCAUUCCUAACGUGACCGAAUACGAAGCCGGGAAGUACACCUGUAGGGCAUCUAAUGUCUUUGGGCGAAGCGAAACUAGUUCGUAUGUGCAAAUUAUUCAUCCGUCUUCAAUUCGUGAUGGAAAACCGGCAAUGUUUCUCUCAAGACCUGACACUGUGAUGACUGUAACUCCCGAAUCGGACAUUACCGUCUCUUUUAGAAUUACGGGAGACCCCAAACCAUCAAUUGUUUGGAUGAAAGGACUGCGCGACAUAACAACGACCCACAGGACUUUCAGGGAAACAUCCGACGAUUACAACAGACUAACCCUGAAAAGGGCCACCGAGGACGACGUCGGUACUUAUUGCAUUUUGGCGCGGAAUCGUUUUGGCACCGACAGAGCCUUUUUCACUGUUCGGUUGCGCCACAGGGCGCGAUCUGUGACCCCAACCAAGGAGACAACUCAAUCAAUCCUGACCGAUAUUCCAAGCUUCCAGGAGAGAAAAUACUUCACCGACGUUCCGGGUCCCAUCACCGGCGAGCCCGUGGUGGUGGACACCGGUCGCAACUGGAUUUCGCUUUCCUGGGGCAAGCCAGAGCACCGAGGAGCAGCCCCCGUGAUAGCGUACAAAAUCGAAGCAUGGCUUCGAGGCGGGGAAGAAGCAAGAUGGACCGAACUCGGAAUCUCGCCUCUGAACAGCUUCGAUGCAUUCAAUUUGAAACCCGACGGCGAAUACCAAUUCCGCAUAACACCGCGAAACAGAUACGGAUGGGGAGAGAGCGUCCAAAGUGGCGCAAUCGUAAUUGGAAGAACAGUAAACUUACCCGAAUUUAUACGAAUUUUGCCCGGCCAAUUGAAAGUUUUAUUGGGUUCAGACAUUUCACUGGAAUGCGAAGUCAGGGAAGAUCCGUCGCUGGGAAUCCGGUGGUUCCGGGAUGCCAACGAGGUGUUCCCUGAGGAUGAUGACAGGUACCAAGUCGGGUACAAGAACGGGAUUUGUACACUGUCGAUAAGCCGGAUUAAUAGUAAUGAUGAGGGGAGAUUUAUGUGCGAGGCUACAAAUAAAGCUGGCAGGGUUUCAACAUUUGCGAGAGUUUUUACUGUUAGCGAUCCAAAAAUUUUAUCGGCUGAUAAAAAUUUGAAACUAGGAAUUAGUGAUUAUGAUAAGACCACUUCGUUGCCACCACAAUUUACCAUGAGACUGAGAGACCGAAGAGUUCAAGUUUCGUAUCCAGUGCGUCUCACUUGCCAGGUGGCUGGAUGUCCAGAACCGAUGAUUAAAUGGUUCAGAGAUGACGUAGAAAUAAAACAAGACGCACGUUUCCAAUUCUCGUCCGAGGACCAUUUCCAUACUCUCGAAAUCGCCAAAACAGUCUUGGAAGAUUCAGGAAUUUACUGUGCAGUGGCUCGCAAUAACCACGGCUCGGUUUCCUGCCGAUGCAAUUUGGUGGUGGACAAAGGUAUCCGCGCUUACAUCUCUCCACAGUUCCAAAACCAGCUGGAACCAUCAAUUAGUGAAAUAAAAGAAGGGAAAGAGCUGCGUUUGACCGGCAAAGUUCAGGCCUACCCGGCAGUCGGAGUCAACUGGUACAAAAACGGGGUUCGUUUGAGACCUUCGAGGAAGUCCAUAAUGACUCUAUCAUACGACGGAAGAGUGGCUCUUACUGUUACCUCGAUAAAUAAGAGAGAUGCAGGCGUUUAUACUUGCGUUGCCGCCAAUGAAGUUGGCCGGGCUGAAAGUAGCGCUACUGUUGAAGUUGUUGAAGUUGCAGCAGAUGCGGAGGCUGAUGCUGCUGUGGCGAAAAUACCGCCUCUAGGAAAAGACGUUCCGUAUUCAAAGGAGCCCAAAUUUUUGAAGAAACCCAGGUCCUCGGAGGCCUUUGAAGGUGACAACAUCGUCAUUUUAUGCGAAGUCAUUGGUGAUCCAAAACCCGAAGUCGUAUGGCUCAGGGACUUCUUGAAGCCUGAUUAUUAUAAAGAUGCAUGUCAUUUUCUUCGCAUUGGAGACGGGCCGGAAUAUCGACUCGAAAUACCUAAUGCGAAGCUAGAUUUCACCGGAACUUACACGGUGUAUGCCAAGAACUGUCACGGGGAUGCUAAGGCCAUCAUUUCUUUACAAAUCAAAGUCAGAGACGACUCACACUUGGGUAAAAUGGAAAAUGGCAAAAAAAUAAGCAACAUCCAAACUGUUCCCUCAAUCGUACAAGAACUGAAAGACUUGCGAUGCUGUGACGGCGACAGUGUCGCUUUAGAAUGCAAGCUUGGGGGAAACCCGCCCUUUGAUGUUAGGUGGGAAAAAGAAGGGAAGUUGAUCCAUCUAGGGGACGAUUUCCUUGCGGAAUUUGACGGCGAAACUGCCACUUUGUCCAUCAAGCAAGUGUACCCUGAAGAUGAGGGCGAAUACACUUGUGUGGCUUACAACGACUUGGGGAAAGUGUUCACGUCUGCUUGUCUAGUAGUGGACUUGCCCGAAGAAAAGGAAAACCUCCUCAAACAACAACUACGACAACCGUCGAACCUAACAGUUAACUCAGCCACCACGAGGGCUUCACGAAGUGUUUCUCCCCUUCCUCGCCCCCUUGCGUACCCCCCUGUGACCAGUCGAGGGUAUCGCAUCAGGGCUGCGCCCCCGAAAUUCUACGCAAUUCCCCACAACCGGGUCGCCGAAGAGGGCGAAACUGUCCGGUUUCAGUGCGCUGUGGCCGGCCAUCCGGACCCUUGGGUGACCUGGUCAAAGGACAGCUCUCCCCUCUCUUCGUCCUCCAGGAUCACCAUAACGGAGGUGGACGAUUUGAGGAUUCUGGAAAUCCGGGAAGUCACUCCACUGGACUCCGGGACUUAUAAAGUUGUCCUAGAAAACGAUGUUGGAAGAAUUGAAGCUUCAGCAAGACUGGAGGUAAUUUCGCACCGGUUUGCUUCAGCCAGAGGUCUCCGAGCCCGGAGUCUGUCGCCCAAACCUCACGAUUCGUAUGGAAGGGGUUUUGGGGGUAGUUCAGUGAGGUACGGGAGUACGGCCCGACUUUUCUACGAUAUUCGUUCCGUACCUACCCCUUUUUUGAAGUGGUACAAAGACGGUGUCCCUGUUGGGGAUUCAGCCAAGUUUGAAUUCUCCUAUGAUAAGGUGGUCGCCUGUUUGGUUAUCAAAGAAGCUACGUUUGGGGACCAAGGCUCGUAUAAAUGCGUUGCGACAAAUGAUGAGAAUUCGACAGAAUCUAGCGUUGAGUUGAAGAUAAUCGAGGAACAACUGGCACCGAGGAUUACUAGUCCUCUGCCUAAAUCGCUCAGUGUUAGUGAAGGAAGUCCGGUGACGCUGCGACUGGAGGUUACCGGAAGGCAGCCGUUUGAUGUUGUUUGGAUGAAGGACGGAUGUGUGUUACCGGACUGCGCCCAAUUCCGGCAAAGUUGCGAAGAAGAUUGUGUUGUCUUAGCAGUGAGCGAUGCCAAGUGCCAAGACUCGGGCAGCUACACAUGCGAAGUCUACAAUUUGUUUGGAGAAGCUUCUGCGAAAUGUCAGCUGGUGGUUCAUGAAAAGUGCGCUAAAUCAGUCGAAUUUGCAAAAUUCCCAGCGCCGGUUGUCACAACUCCGGGAAAAACUGCCAGUUUUUGUGUCAGAGUGAAGAAUGCGGACGCAGACAAACCGAAAAUCUCAUGGGAAGUUGCCGGAGUUCCCGUAACUGUAGGCAGCAGAUUCCAGGUAGAGGAAGAUGGUGACGUCGACAUUCUCCACAUUACCGGAGUGACACAUCUCGAUGUUGGUGAGGUAAAGUGCACGGCUACGAAGCAGUCGAAGUCGGCGACUAGCGCAGAAGCCAUCACUUGUAGCACUCAACUGACAGUCGUGCCGGACUUGGAUAGCUUCGCUGUGCUUGAGGGUAGCAGUGCUAGUGCAGCCUCCAUGGAGGCGUUGAACGGAGUGUCUUCGGGAGUUAACAGUGGUGUGAUGGUGGUGUCCGAAAUCGACGAACCCGCGAUGCUCCUGAGGAAGCCGCAAGACACCACGGCACUAGUAGGUGAUAGGGUGCUGCUCAAGGCCACCUAUAUGGGUCAUCCGGAACCUACGGUCCGGUGGACGAAAGCGGGUAAAGAAUUAAAGAACGAUGAACGGACCAGUAUCACAUCUGGCGAUGGUGUUUCUUGUCUGUUGUUGCAAAACAUCACCACUGACGACAGCGGAAAAUACGACGUUUCCGUAGAAAAUCGUUUCGGGGCCGAUUCAAAUUACGCAUCUGUUUCAGUUGAAGGACCCCCGGACCCCCCAAGCGGAAAGCCAUGCGUUUCCGCUGCCAUGGACAGCGUCACCGUAGCGUGGAGCAGCUCACCUUACGACGGAGGAAAAAUAGUCACAGGUUUCGCCGUCGAAUACUCCCUAGCCGGCAGCGAUGUUUGGACGACGGCCACCGAAAAUUGUUACUCUUUGAGUUACACGGUCAAAGGACUCCAACACGGGGCCCGAUACGUGUUCCGAGUUUGUGCACAAAACGUGCACGGUUACAGCAAACCUAGUCAAGAGUCGGAUCCCUUACUUUUAGAAGAAAGAACUGAUUCGGGCUUUGAGCCGCGAAUUGUCACUCUGGAGCCGGGGCCGGAAUUCAAAUCGCGAUUUGAAGUUUUAGAGGAGUUGGGCAAAGGACGAUUCGGAGUCGUCCAUAAAGUUAUGGAUAAAGCGAGUUUGCAGAAACUCGCCGCUAAAUUUAUUAAGUGUAGGACGUCCAAAGAUAGGGAUAAGGUGCAGGAAGAGAUCGAUAUUAUGAAUCUUUUAAGGCACCAGAAGCUUUUGCAACUCGCUGCUGCGUUUGAUAAUCCCAAAGAAAUGAUCAUGGUGACGGAAUAUAUCUCCGGUGGAGAAUUAUUCGAGCGUGUGGUCGCCGAUGAUUUCACUUUGACUGAAAAAGACUGUAUCCUCUUCAUGCGCCAAAUAUGCGAAGGCGUGGCUUACAUGCAUAGUCAAAACAUAGUCCAUUUAGACCUUAAACCGGAAAACAUCAUGUGUCACACUCGAACUUCGCACGAAAUCAAAAUUAUCGAUUUCGGUUUAGCCCAAAAACUCAAUCCCGACAAACCCAUUCGGGUACUUUUCGGUACUCCGGAAUUUAUUCCGCCUGAAAUAAUAAAUUACGAGCCUAUCGGAGUCGAGUCCGAUAUGUGGUCUUUGGGUGUCAUCUGUUACGUAUUAUUAUCCGGUCUUUCACCAUUUAUGGGAGACAAUGACGCUGAAACUUUCGCCAACAUCACCAGAGCAGAUUACGACUUUGAAGACGAGGCUUUUAACACAGUCUCGCAGAAUGCCAGAGAUUUUAUCGCCGCGCUUUUGCUCAAAAGAAGAGAAGAUAGGCUAUCGGCCGAGCAGUGCCUGAAACACAUUUGGCUAGACCCCGAAAGCCAUAAAAAUACCGUAGUGCUCUCCACCGAUAAACUCAAGAAAUUCAUAAUAAGACGCAAGUGGCAGAAAACCGGAAACGCAAUCCGCGCUUUAGGACGAAUGGCCACUCUCUCGGCAAGUAGACGUAACUCAGCAAAUUCAACUCCUAGCACUCCUAGACCAUCGAUAACCGGUUUAAAAAUGUCCAGUCUCAACGAAGAAAACACAAACGGUGUCUCACCAUUUGAAAAUGAGAUUAAGUCCUUACCUGAAGAAGUCUUAUGUAACGAUAAUGUGGACUCAUUUAAAGAAAACGGGUUUGAAGAAAUCGAAAACAAAAAAGUAACACGUACUAGAGCCCACAGUGAGCGUAGCGAUAGUGGAGUGAGUGACUGUUCCUCUCAUUUGACGAGUAGCUCUUGCACGUCUACUCCUCUUUUGGGCAAGAAGUUCCCGAUCAAUGAAGAACCGGAACCGCAACGUAAAAUUUCAGACAACGAAACGUCGCCGAAAUUCGUUUCUAACACUUCCAUAAUUUUGAGUCCUGCUUGUCGCACUAAACCCGCAAAAAUCGACGAAAUAAAAAGACCAGAUGUAUUAAAAUUGGAAAGUAAAAUUGAUACACUAACCAAAAAGGUGGCGAAAUCAAAAUCACCAAGUUCGACAGGCAGCCUAAAGCGGCUGCCCAUCUAUUCGUCCCGAUCCGUGGCCAAAACCAUCAAGAAAUUCGACCAAAUUGACGCACCGCCAAAACCGUUAGAUAGUCGCAAUAAUAAUUUAGAGCAAGCUAAGCCCAAUAAAACCGAAAAGAGUGACGUGGAUCUGCUCGAAGUUAAUAACAAGCUGAAUAAACCCGCUUCCUCUCCCGUGGCGCAGAAAAAAUCGUUAAGUAGUCCUAAAUCUCCCAAACCCGUAGAUGAUAGAAACGAAAAAGUCUCCUCUAAGUCAAACGUAGAAAAAAUAGUCCAGAAAAUAUCGUCCACUAACGGAACCAAUAACUUGAAACCUCCGAGUGUGAAAUACAAGUGUCCCUCGCCGUCCCUCUUGAGGAAAACUCAAGCGGUUCUAGCCAAAGAGCAAUCAAACGAAUAUUACAUGUCCAAACAUAGCAAUUCGAACCAAUUGAAUGAUCAAAUUUCAAAAACGUGUCCGAAAUCGCCGGCCGUGAAUCGAAAAGACAAACCAAAAAGCGCAAGUUUUCAGAAAGCGGCCGCUUUCUGGAACUCGCCGAAAAGCUAACUGACGCGUCGUAGUACCUAUAUGUUUAAUGUAUAUAAUUUUAUCUCCUGUGUAAUUAGUGCCUUAAGAUGUAUAAAUAUUUAGAGGUAGGUCUGCUCUACUGUUCUAACGUUUUGUGUUUUUAAAGAGCUGUUGUAUCCUCCAGUAAUGUACCUAUACUCGUGUAACAAUGACUAAAAUAAAUUAUAUUUAUUAUU
Tribolium castaneum (red flour beetle) is the source of this 35577-nucleotide messenger RNA. Its product is annotated as titin. Gene Ontology annotation, molecular function: ATP binding; axon guidance receptor activity; protein binding. The record is from RefSeq and is a predicted model, not a curated record. Gene Ontology annotation, biological process: homophilic cell-cell adhesion; protein phosphorylation; synapse organization. NCBI's taxonomy places the organism in Eukaryota, Metazoa, Arthropoda, Insecta, Coleoptera, Tenebrionidae. The coding region runs from base 422 to 35380 and encodes 11652 amino acids. Gene Ontology annotation, cellular component: plasma membrane; neuronal cell body; axon. The transcript is spliced from 33 exons.